CAUUUUUAUUCGUCGUCGCCGUCGUCAUCAUCUUUCAUUUUAGACAUUUCUUUAGUCCUCGCGCAUUCUUUCUUUUCUUAUUCACCCGCCAUUGAAAUCCCCCUAACCUCUGACCUCUUCACCACCUUCACCUUCCUUCUUAGCCCUAACCUCUUCAACAAACACUCUCUCUUCAACAACAACCACUCUCAUCUCACUUUCUCCCUUCAUCAUCACCAACCAACCAACCAACCGACCUUCCUUCUAUUCCUUUUCUCUUCCUCGAAUCUCCCCGUUUCAAGAUAAGAGGGGGCUUUGUUUGGAAGAAGAGUUGGUGUGUUUGGGGGUCUUCAAAGGUUUACAGAUUGGUUAGUGCAAGUGAUAUGCAGCAAAGAAUACAAAAUCUCAUUUCGGGCUUUUGAAAUAUGGGAUCUGUGUGUUGUGUUGCGGCAAGAGACAAGACUGUUGGGGUUGGAUCUGGUAGUGAAACGCAGCAUAGGAAUAUUCGUCACUCGCCGAGUUGGAGCUUUCGGUGGGAUCAUCCUGGGCGUGUGAUUGGUGAGGAAGUUUCCCUGAAUUCGAUUUCAGAUGGAGUAAGUAGAAAUGAUAGGCCAGAGUUCAAAUAUGAGUCCUCAUAUGCUUCAGAAGAGGGUAGUCCAUUGGAACAUUAUCGUAGACAGACAUGGAAAAACUCCUCAGUUUCUGAAGGAAGCACGACGAAUGUGAGGACUCCUACAUCAGGUCGUUCAAUUUCAAGAAAUGUUUCCACGGAUGUUAGUUUGGAACAGGUGAAGAAAGCCACAGAAAAUGCAACAGCUUCUACAUCUCCUGCAAAAGUAUCCCUUUCAAUCCCUUCAACUUCAUCUUUGUCAACAUCCCCUCUAUCAACCCACAGUCACAUUCCUUCCACCGGUCUGACCACAUCGAGAUUGUCUCACUGUUCUCCCGGGCAUCGAUUGUUACGUCAAGUAUCUGGUAACCGCAUCCCAGCAUACAAGUCACCAAGUAGCUACACAGUUUCAGAGGACAGGCGUGCAAUCCCUGGGAGCAAUGAUUCAUUACGGGGAUCGCAUGGUGGGUCUUCUGAUGGUUGGUCUAUGAAUGCUUUCUCUGAGCUCAUGGCAACUUCUCAUAGGGGAAGAUGGUCCUUUGGCAGUGAAUCCUUUGACUUUGCUCGUGAGAAGAUGGUUAGAUCCUGCAGCCUAUUCUCCACUUCACCUUCUGCUGAUUCGCAAACUUGCGGAAUUUGCUCAAUGUUGUUGGUUGAGAGAUCUUUAUGGACCAGCCAAAAGAUAAUUGCUAACAAUGAACUGUCUGUUGUUGCUGUACUAACAUGUGGACAUGUUUAUCAUGCUGAGUGUUUGGAGAGUAUGACACCUGAAAUUAGCAAGUAUGAUCCAGCCUGCCCAAUAUGUUCAUUUGGUGAAAAGCAGACACUAAGGAUGUCUGAAAAGGCACUUAGAGGUGAAUUAGAGUCGAAAAUUAGAAAUAAGAGGUUAAGGAAUCGCAUUGCUGAUAGCGGUCUUGAUAGCGAAUCUGCCAUGCUUGAUCAUUUUAUAAAUACUGGACAACAAGGGAAGUGUCCUAAGUUGUCUUCUAGCUCCAGUUUGAGAGGUUCUUCAGGGAGGGGUUUCUUGAGGCGUCACUUCUCCUUUGGCUCAAAGGGAGGGACUAAAGCCCUACCAGAAAGUAACAACACGGCGAAGAGAAAAGGAUUUUUAUGGUCAAGAUCUACUAAGAUGUGACAUUUUCUAUAAUUUCUUAUGGGAGGUUCCGCAAUUCACCUCUGAUAGGUAGGCUGGUACACAAAGUGAAGAAUGCAAGAUAGAAUUGACUAAGGGGAUACACUACAACAUCCCUAGGUUUGGAUAGUUGGAUAAUUCUUUAUGAAAUUUAUACAGGCUUAGUUUGUGGAGUCAACAACACUGUAUAUAAGAACGUAGGGUAAAAGAAGUAACAGUUCAGAUAAACAAGAUUGAAAGAAUUGAAUUGCAUCAUGACGCAUUAGAUUGGCGAUUCUCAUUCUUAUCUUGUACAGUUCGAUAUGUUUUGACGUGGACCAUUGUAGGCAUUCAUCAAACUUAUGUUAUGAGUUCUGAUAGACUACCUCUGAUUUUUUUUUUUUUUUACUCAAGCAAGAUAUCAUUUUCUCUGACCAUGGGUAGCUAUCGUUUUGCCUCUGCAACCAACAAGGAAACAUCAGGUACGAUCAGUGGACUCCAAUCUUUUCUCAAUUACGGGCUUUUCUUGAUUUCUCAUUGGACUGUAAAAAUUGGAAUAGUAUUGACUGACCAAUAGUUCAACCUGUGUUCCAACUUUAAUUUUCUUGUACUUUUAAGAGUAAACCACAUGUGGGUUACUUCGUCUUGAUUAGUCCUGUCUCUAGAAACUCCUUGUUCUUGCUUGGCAUGUAUGGUAAAAACUUGUAUUAAGUUUGAGAAUAUAUUUGGCUUGUGCUGACGCUCCUACUCCUACAAUUUGGCAAGAAUUGACCUGACCUCACAAAAGUUAGAAAAGCCAACAUAGACAAGAUAGAUAUGGUUCUUAAAUAUGUUGGAUUUGGAUUGGUUUCAUUUCGGAAGCUGACACCUGUUCCUUAAAUCUCUUACGUGGCAAUCUAAAAAAGAUGACGUGUUAGGCUUAGACAGGUACUCAGCUUCUGCUUUAUGAUUAUUUUUUGUCUGGGAGUGGAAUAUGUGGAAUGAGAAUAGAGAAAAUGGUUGAUGUACGGGACGAGCGUGGCAACCAUCCGACUCACCGACAAGCAUGGCAACCCCAUCCAACUCACCGACGAGCACAACCCGGUAGUGCUGACUGAUGAACAUGGCAACCCCAUGUGGCUCACUGACAUCGAAACCAAGGUUGGCACGUCACUCGUGUCACUGAUGUUUGUGGUGGCGGCGGCGGCGGCGGCAAUGACUGCUUCUGAUGUUAAAGGUAGUUAAAAGCAGGUGGUUCAGGAGGUGGCUUAUGGCGACGGUUAGCUGCCGUUGCAGCCACAUGAGGAGGAUGAAGAUUGUGGCUCUAGUUCCCCCGCCCUGUCUACCACUUCAGGCUCUGGUUCGGUGAGUCCAACUUUUUGAACUAUUACCUGUCGUUUCACUUUGGAUAUGUUCGAGAUCAAAAUUCACUUUUGUGAUUUUCGCUCUCUCA
Messenger RNA from Cucumis melo (muskmelon), 3132 nucleotides. RefSeq lists its product as uncharacterized. The record is from RefSeq and is a predicted model, not a curated record. Lineage: Eukaryota; Viridiplantae; Streptophyta; Magnoliopsida; Cucurbitales; Cucurbitaceae. The transcript has 5 exons. Bases 405 to 1724 code for a protein of 439 amino acids.